Lepus europaeus (European hare) is the source of this 2164-nucleotide messenger RNA. It is a transcript of the gene LEKR1, whose product is annotated as leucine, glutamate and lysine rich 1. The record is from RefSeq and is a predicted model, not a curated record. Lineage: Eukaryota; Metazoa; Chordata; Mammalia; Lagomorpha; Leporidae. Bases 83 to 2164 code for a protein of 693 amino acids. The transcript has 13 exons.
CGGGGAAAGCCGUUUCGCACCCGGCGGAGGCGAGGUCUAGGUUCUUUUGCCUCAGAGCUUCCCCAGAAUAUUUUUGGAAAUUAUGGAUCGUCAUAUUCCCAUGCAUGCCUUACCUGAAGAAAUCCAAAAGAUGUCGCCAGAAGAAAAAGUUUGUAAGUACUGUGGAGUCAGCUAUCUAAUUCUUCAUGAAUUUAAGGCUAUGGAAGAAAAAGUGAAAGCAAUGGAAAAAGAGUUGAAAUUCUAUCAAGGAAGUAUAGAACGUGAAAAGAGGCUUCAAGAAAAGCUACAGUCUCUUAGCCAAGAUUUUGAACAGUACAAAAUUGACAAUGAAUCCAAAGCUGAAAGAAUUCAGGAUGCAAGAAUGCAGUUAAAAAGUCAACAAAAUGAAUUCCAGAGAAUACAGAAAGAAUUGAGUCAUAUGCAACAUGAAUUAAAUAUUAAACACAGACAAUUGCAAGUCUUCAGUCAGAGAUCAUUGGAAUACAACUAUUUCUGGAAUAAGACUCUUUCUUUACUUACCUUUACUAAAAGAGAGCUAACCAGUAUUAAAACGGAAGUAUAUGACAAUUUUCAAAACUGGACUUUGCUGAAAGGAGAAGUUUUUCUACAAAUUAAAUCUAUAAGUGAAACAGCAUUGACAGAAAUAGACAGAUUAAAUAAAAGCUUGACAGUGUCCCAGAGAAGUAAGUUAUGCCUUGAAGAGGAAAUGAAAAAUCUGAAAUUGUUGUCAGAUGCAGCCAUAUUGAGGUCUCAGCAGAUUGAGACAUCUAAACAACAGGAAGUAAGCUUGCAAGCCAGAUGCCAUGAAUUUCAAAAAGAAGUACUAGAUUUGCAGUGUCAAGUCGAGGGGCUUGGCUUAAAGCUUCAGAGGGCAGUGACAGAGCUGGACAGCUGUAAAGAACUGCUCAUGAAUAAAUCUAAUGAAGCUGAUGAGUGUCAAAGAAAACUUAGAAAACUGAAAUUUGAAGCCAUCAUUUCUGAGUCACGACACACUAGGCUACUUAAAGAAAAAGAAGACUCUCUAAUGAAUUGUCAACAAAUGCAUAAAGUUUUGCAGGAACAACUGACUGUAAAAGAGAAGCAAGAAGAAGACAUAAAAAGAAGAGUUAAUCUUGCAGAAAAUGAACUAGAAAUAACUAAAAGUAUUCUGAAUCAGACAAAGGAAGAGGUUGUAACACUGAAAAAUGAAAGGAAUUUGAUGCUGAUUUCACAUCAGAAAAACAUCGAGCAGCUGCAGGAAACCCUUAGACAGAAGCUGCUGAGUGAUGAUAACUGGAGGGAGAAGAUUGAAGCUGAACUUGCCAAGGAAAGAGCCCGACAUGUAGUUGAGUUUGAGGAACAAGCUCUUCUCUUUAAGGAAGAAGCGAAACUGGAACUUGAUAUUGAAAAAGAAAAGCACCAAGAAAUAAUCCAGAAGUACAAGAAAGAACAAGAAGAACUACAAACGAAGAUAUCUGACUUAAUCGCAGGCGCUACAAGGGAUCUAAGGCUAGAAGUGACCAAUCUUGAAGAAAAACUCCAUGAAUCCCAUAUCCGAUACGCUAAAGAAUCUGAAUCAAAGGCAAAAGAAAUUGAAAACCUUAAAAUUUUGGUUGCAGAAUUUGAGUCUCGCUUGAAGAAGGAAGUUGACAGUAAUGAUUCACUUUCAGAAGACUUACGGAAGGAAAUGCAACAGAAGUCAGAUGAACUGGAAAGAGUAAUGCUGGCACAGACACAACUGAUGCAGCAGUUUAACCAGUCCCAGGAAGAGAACACGCUUCUUCAGGAGACGGUGCGUAGAGAGUGCGAAGAACGCUUUGAACUGACGGAGGCUUUGAGUCAAGCCAGAGAGCAGCUCCUGGAGCUCAGGAAGCUCAGUGGCAGUCUACCUUUGUCGCCGUGUUCGCUCGGCAAGGGCAGUCUAACCUCCUGCGCCGCGACAGUCAGUAACCACCGAGAGAGAGGCCUUGCGAAACUGAACUCGGAAAAAGGAGCCCGCGUCCCCAGCCUGUACGGAGUGUCCAAACCCACCCCUGCCCCAGCCUCGGAGAAGCCCAAGAGGGCCGGCAGCUCGGGCUUGCCUGUUCUCCCCCAGACACACCCUCCUAGGGGCCAGUCACCUUCAGUGAACGAGACCAGACGGAGGCUGGCGAUCAUGCUUCGGAAGAGGCUGAGUCAACAGUGA